AUGACUGGUCAAAUAUCAUUUACAGAAAAUUUCGAUGGUGGUGGCAACUAUUAUGUCAUAUUUAAACAAUAUCUAUUUCUUAUCGAUACUUUUUGUCCAUUUUUAUGUUAUUUUAGUUGGUCAACAACAGAUCAUGCUGCUAUUCAAUUGGAUAUAGCUGAUGAAGUUGACGAAAAAACAGGAAGAAUUACAGGAAAAACUAGUGCAUAUAUUUUAACUGUUUCAGUUCGAAUGAUGGCUGUAGCUGAUGAUUCAAUUGUACGAUUAGCUGCAAGAGAUGAAUUUAUUAAUAAAGGAUAUUUUCUUAAAGAUACCAAAUAA
Rotaria sordida is the source of this 321-nucleotide messenger RNA. NCBI's taxonomy places the organism in Eukaryota, Metazoa, Rotifera, Eurotatoria, Philodinida, Philodinidae. The record is from the annotation of a GenBank genome assembly.